AUGCCCAAACUUGGUACAUGCAAGAAUUUUAGUAUUAAAAAUUAUUCUAGUAAAACCUUAAUGGUUUUAGAAGGCUGCGCCGAACCUAAUUUGGGAUGCUGUAUUUUACUACGUGGUGGCACUCAACAAGAACUAACACGUGUAAAAAAAGUAGCGAAAUUCAUCCUUCUUGCGUGCUAUAACUGGAAAUUGGAAAAGGCUUUCUUAGGGGACAUUGAAGCUGUAUUGCCAGAACCAGGCAUGAGUUUUAUAGAAGAGCCAAUCGAAACCAAAACUGUUGAAAAAGACAUCGAAGUUGGUGAAGCUGUUUUGGAAAGGAUUAAGACAAAUGGAUCUGAUGAUAGUGAUAUUUUUGAUGGGAAAAUUAAUUACGAUAUCAAAGUUGAAGAAAGUAAAGUGGAUAGUGAUGUAAAAGAUGAAGAAAAUGAUCAAUCAAAUGAAUCUGAAACAAAAAUUGAAGUUAAAGAAAUUGAGGAUCCGCUGAAGAAACAAUAUCGUAAAAUGGAUAGUGAUAAAAACCUUAGUUGUGGAGUUCCGAUUAAGGAUUUCAGUGAUCCACUGAGGUCUACUGUGUCAAUGGAGGAUGAUGUGUUUCUACCAGUCGAAGCUGAGUUAAAGGCUGAUACGAAAGCUGAAAGGUGGUGUACCGAUGACGUGGUGCUAUCGAUGUCGCCUAACAUCGUGAUUCCUGCCCCGCCUAGGCCCAUUCGGCCCCAACCCCCCCAUACCCCACGGGAAUUGAGGCAACAGGUGGAUUCUAAGCCGGUGGAAACACAGCUCAAGGAGCCCCACCCUUUCGUGAAGCAAGCGAUAACAGCACCGGCCGAUGAUUUAUCUGUAAAACGAAUGCUUGCUAACUUCAGAGCGACUGGUUGCCGGCUUGUUGCUGAUAAACAUAAACCGGAAUGUCCGAAAUACAGUCCAUCGGUUGUUAAGCCGGUACUGAGUGAGGUAGAGACAAACAAAAAGAAGGAAUCAGAGUCCUUGGACCCCUUGGACCCAGAAAACCAUCAGAGACUGAGUUUAUUGUUGUAUAGUUAUUGCAAUAAGUCGCCCAAUGUUCCAGAUUUUUGUGUAAAUCCCUGGAUAGUGACGAUGGAGAUGUACGGUCGUCACGAUAUAUCUUUGGGUGCGUUUCUAGAGAAGUACUGCUUCAACCCAGACCACAAAUGUCCAUCACCCAACUGUCAUGUGCCUAUGAACCAGCAUAUACGCAGAUUCGUCCAUGGCGACGUGUGUAUAACGAUAACAUGCAACACAAUUGGACACAGCAAUGUGGACAAAACAAGGGAGGAUCAAAAUAAGCAGGUAAUGUUCUGGUCCCGUUGCGAAGCGUGUGGGAUAAUAUCCCGUGGCGUGCCACUGUCCCGGUCGGCGUUAGGGCUGUCUCUGGCCCAGUACGUGCGACAGCGCGUCGCGGCACCGCGCUACGGACGCAAGUUGUGCACGCACCCGCUAAACAAACAUUCCCACGCGUUCGUUACUCGACUCACUACUGCCUGUUUCAGGUACAAUAAGAUAAAAACAUACGAUAUCCAGCUGCCACCAGACGUUAUUUCGAUCGACUAUGACACAAAACUGAUGCGGGACUCGCUGAUAGCGCAUUUAAACGAACUUAUGCUUAAAGGCCAUGAAACAUUAAGCGUUGGUGAUGGCGACGCAGAGCGUGAAUACAGCGUGUUCAAACAACACAUGGAACAAAUCCACUUAGCGCUUACUGCGCCUGCGCAUUCUAACACAUCUCUCACUGAAGUGGUUCGUCGUCUGUGGAAUGUGUAUGAUAACAUAAUAACUGGAGAGAAGAUGUUACGUGACGCACAGGAUAAAUUAUCGCCCAAUACUAAGAACAAAGUGAUCAUGGAGUCUAAUGUGGAAGACAGAACUGAUUCGGAGGAUUCUGCCGGCGACUCGUCGAAUGAAAUCAAUUUGGAUGUAAAUUUUGAAAAGGAACAUAUUGGUACAGAAGAAGAGGAAGAAAGAGGUGAUAAAAAGACAGUUAAACAGAUAUUGUCUCAACUCCUCACUAACAAUCAACCCUCGAAUCAGACGGGGAUGAUAAUAUCGAGCGGAGUGUUGCCAGUGUUGGUGAAAGCGGGAGAAAUUGGAUCAGUGAUUGCGGCAACACUGGCGUCUGUGACGUACCAGCUUAGCUUGCAGCAACACAAACAGAGACAUAGUACUCAGUCGGAGUUAGAAGAUGAUUUAACAUCAAGUAAAGACAAAGUUGAUGGGGACAAAGCUAAAGCAAAAUCUAAUGACCAUAUCGAAGUAUUGUUAAAGGAUGGUUUAAUAUGUCGCGUGUACUACGCAGUACAAUUUCACAAAUUACGACAUAUGCUAUUAGCUAAUAUAAGCGGGGAAAGAGCGGAAUCAGGUGAUGAAAAUAAGUGCUGUGACCCGCUAAGAAGAGAAGAGAAGGAAACUAAAGGUGUGUGUGAAAUAGAAGAGGGCUUCAUCCGGUCCCUGGCGCAUUGCGUGCCAUGGGCCACCAGGGGAGGGAAGUCGGGUUCUACUUUCUGCAAAACUAAAGACGACAGAUACGUACUAAAAGAGAUGACGAAACCAGAAUGGCAGCAAUUCUUAGAGUUCGCGCCGCAUUACUUCAAUUACGUCACUAGUUGUCGGGCCAAUGGAUCGUCGAGUUUGCUUGCCCGAAUCUUGGGCGUGUUCAGCGUGGGCGGAGCGGGAAGCGGCGUGCUGGUCAUAGAACACGUCUGGUACGGACCCACAAGAGGGGAUAUGUUGCGGUUUGACCUUAAAGGCGCCGCUCGUCACAGACUAGCGACGGGAGCUGCUUCGAUGCCGCCGAAUCAAGCCGUACUUGUCGAUGAUAAUCUUCUUGCGCUGCGUUGGGACCGUCAGUUAUACGUAGAGUCGAGUACGGGGAGUAAACUUUGGGCGAGUUUGGAGCGGGACACAUCGUUUUUGGCGCAGCAUCACGUCAUGGAUUACUCCCUUCUGUUGGGAAUACAGGAUGAUACACUCGUACUAGGGAUAAUCGACUACAUCCGAACAUUUACAUGGGACAAGAAGUUAGAACAUCUAGUUAAAAAGAACUUGGGUUCCGGUCAGCCCACAGUGGUGUCACCGGAACAGUACAAACGAAGAUUUUGUGCCGCAGCGAGGAAAUACUUUCUACAGUGUCCGGAACAUUGGCAUCAGCUUAAUGAUACGAAAGAUGUCUAG
This is a messenger RNA of Pieris macdunnoughi, 3186 nucleotides long. The record is from the annotation of a GenBank genome assembly. Lineage: Eukaryota; Metazoa; Arthropoda; Insecta; Lepidoptera; Pieridae.